GAGAAAAUGAGCACGUCUGAAUUCUCUCCACCUUCUGGCAGCUUCAAGGGAUGGUCGGUCUGCUUUUGGCAUCCACCCCGGGAGGGCCGUCGUAAGGUGAUCAGCUCAGAAUCUCAAGAUCAGGUCAGUGGGCAGGUUGUGAUUGCUGUGAGGCGCGUCAUGCCUCUCAAGUGCACAAGGCUUCAGGUCUCCCCAGAAGCGUCUGCUCAAGCCACAGUGAAUUUUUACAGUAUUGGGUGGUUCCUGAGUCUUCCCUCCUGCACCUGGGGUUCUGGAGAGUGGAUUUUUGCAUUAUUGCCUGCCUGUGGCUGCAGCACUUUUGCAAUGUGCUUCUUUUCUGAGGGGCAUUAUUGAGUGGUUUAUAGCUGCAGCAGCAAGAGCAGCGCAGGGUGAAGCAAGUGAUGAAGAGGACUGCAUUGGAAAUGCAUGCAUGCAAACAGCAUUAUGUGAUAAUGGUGUGCAUUGAGUGUACACAGACUAACAUAAUUGUUAUGAGAGUGUGAGGCGUCUGAAAUAUACCAAUGAGUGUGCGAGUCAAGCAGGGGCGGGCUUGUGACCUUGCAGAAGGCUUGUUCCUCAACCUAUCCAUCCGGAUUAUUGUCUGCUGUGCACUGUGGCCAGCAGCGGUUUGGGUGCAGCUGUUUUUUUGUUGUGUGUGAGGGGCCCAGGACUGUCCCUGUGUCCUGUGGGCAAUGUAUCAGAAGUUGGACAUAUGUCAGGAGUAUGAAAAGGAGUAGGGUGGUUUUACUGAAGCUUACUCAAUGACGCAAAAUAGUACGUCAUGGCAUUCAUCUUGUUCCAAUGCAGCAUUGGCGCAGUGUAGAAAUUUCAAAGCAGUGGCUCUGAUUCUGCGUCAAGCCUGCUGCACCUCAAAGGUCUUGUCUGGGGUUUGGAUUGGACCUUUUUGGAGCUGUGUCAAUCAAAUUUCUUGCAUUGUGGGUUCUGCAUGCAUGCAUGUCUUUUGUCUGGAUGGACGGUAUGCAAACUGGAUCUCUGCCUUGCAUUUGUCGUCAUUAAGGCAGCAGUGUCUGCCAGGAUAUAUUACUGUUGCCCAUCUAGGUGUUUUGUGCAUGCAAGACCAACAUAAUAUAUGGAGGUGGUCUCACUCAGCCAGUACUGUCCAAUGGCGAGAACUGAAUAAGAAUGUAAGAAGUUGUUGACAUGAACAUGUCAGAAUGUUUC
Molecule: messenger RNA, 1182 nt
Organism: Coccomyxa subellipsoidea C-169
Lineage: Eukaryota; Viridiplantae; Chlorophyta; Trebouxiophyceae; Coccomyxaceae
Exons: 1
Coding region: 7-354 (115 amino acids)
Source: RefSeq, a predicted model, not a curated record